AUGGGCAGGAAUCUUUUUCAGAUCGUCUUCUACGAGGACAAGAACUUCCAGGGCCGACGUUACGAGUGUGACAGCGACUGCUCAGACUUCCACGCCUACCUGAGCCACUGCAACUCCAUCCGGGUGGAUAGUGGCGCCUGGGUGGUGUACGAGAGGCCCAACUAUUUGGGAUACCAGUACGUCCUGACCAGGGGGGAGUACCCGGAGUACCAGCGCUGGAUGGGACUGAACGAUCACCUCAGCUCCUGCAAGAUAAUCCACUUUACCAGUGGGGCUCUGUACAAGAUGCACCUGUAUGAAAAGGCAGACUUCGGGGGUCAGGCCCUAGAGGCCACAGACGACUGCCCCUCACUCUUGGAGAAGUUCCGCUGGAGGGAGGUCAACUCAUGUAAGGUCUUCGAAGGCUGGUGGGUUUUCUAUGAGCACCCCAACUACCGUGGACGCCAGUACUUCCUGGAGAAGGGGGAGUACCGCAAGCCUGGCGACUGGGGAGCUGUCAGUCCUACAGUUCAGUCCUUCAGGCGUUUCAGUGAAUGAUUUGCAACCAAAACCUACCCCAAAAAAUUCAAAAGUCGAAGUAUGCCUUUCAUUGAUUGACUUUGAGCUUUUUGAACCGAGGUCUCAAAAAUAAAACCUGUCCAGUCAGUAGAACACGUUUC
This is a messenger RNA of Mugil cephalus (flathead mullet), 659 nucleotides long. It is a transcript of the gene crygs2, whose product is annotated as crystallin, gamma S2. Gene Ontology annotation, biological process: lens development in camera-type eye; visual perception. The record is from RefSeq and is a predicted model, not a curated record. The transcript is spliced from 3 exons. Gene Ontology annotation, molecular function: structural constituent of eye lens. Bases 1 to 537 code for a protein of 178 amino acids. NCBI's taxonomy places the organism in Eukaryota, Metazoa, Chordata, Actinopteri, Mugiliformes, Mugilidae.